Molecule: messenger RNA, 828 nt
Organism: Helianthus annuus (common sunflower)
Lineage: Eukaryota; Viridiplantae; Streptophyta; Magnoliopsida; Asterales; Asteraceae
Exons: 2
Coding region: 16-828 (270 amino acids)
Source: RefSeq, a predicted model, not a curated record
CAUACUCUAUAGAAAAUGGAACCCUUCAACAACCCGAACAAUCCGAACAACCCGAACAAUCCCAACAACCCGACCCAACCUAAUGUUUUCUCGGUUCCGGCAUAUUAUCCGACGGUAGAACCGAACCAAUUCUCGCAAUAUUCAUCAAAUGCGUUUGCAUCAUUCCAACACUCGCCAAACCAAUUCGCUCAAUUCUCUCAAAAUCAAGCCAUUCAACAAAUGAUGUUGCGGGGUGCUUAUAAUUUCCCACCGAAUCCGACACCACCCGUUCAACCCCAACCAAUCCCGAUGCAACCCUUUCAACAACCCGAACCCGACGACGAUGUGGAGGUUGUUCCCGAAACCCAACCGACUAAAGGAAAAGGAAAACGAAACAAAGGCAAGCAAGUGGUUGGUGAUCAAUCGUCCAAACCGAAGUCGACUAAGUGGACGCCAAUCGAAGAAGAAGCCUUAGCCAAGGCUUUCAUAGCCACGUCUAACAACAAGACAAAAGGUAAUAACCAAACGGGUGACGGGUUUUGGUCCAAGGUUUUGGCGAAGUUCCUCGAACUUAUGGACCAAGGCCCGUAUCGUGAUAUUGACUCGGUGUCGUCAAAGUGGCGGAAAUUGAACUCGGCCGUCAAUAGGUUUUGCGAGGAAUAUAAUAAAAUAUAUACAAGUGGGCGUCGUAGCGGCAUGAGCGACGACGAUAUUUUCAAAAAAGCGUUGGACAACUAUAAGUCGAACAAUGCUAAUACCAACUUUGCUCACGUUCGCGCGUGGGAAAUUAUGAAAAAGGAACCGAAAUGGUCGCCGAUUCCUAACGAGGUGGAGAUGGCGAAACGCUAA